GGACCUGCUGGCUAUCCUGAGGGCCUUAGGGUACCGGGCAUCUGCGAAGAAGGCUCAGAUAUGCAAGGAGAGGGUUUUGCUGAGAUCGCCAGGCCCCUAUAUGAAGCUACCAAAGAGGGGAAAACAUUUAAAUGGACUGAAAAAGAAGAAACUGCCUUUAAUCAGUUAAAAAAGGCCCUCCUAAGUGCCCCAGCCCUGGGCCUACCAGACAUUACGAAGCCCUUCCACCUCUUUUUAGAUGAACAUAAGGGAAUAGCAAAAGGGGUUCUAACUCAAGCCUCAGGCCCCUGGAACCGCCCAGUGGCUUACCUGUAUAAGAAACUAGACCCAGUGGCUGCCCGCUGGCCGCCAUGCCUAAGAAUUAUUGCGGCGACAGCACUCCUAGUCAAGGAUGCAGACAAACUGACCCUAGGACAGGAGAUCUGGAUCACGACCCCACACGCCACUGAAGGGAUCCUGAAACAGCCUCCUGAUAGAUGGAUGAGCAAUACACGUGUGACUCAUUACCAGAGCCUCCUACUCAACCCUCCACGAGUGCGGUUCCACCCCAGUGCAGCCCUCAAUCCUGCAACCCUGCUGCCCAACCCUGACCUAGGUGCUCCACUACAUGACUGUGCGGGAAUCCUGGAAGAAGUACAUGGAUUCCGGACGGACCUGACCUGCCGGCCCCUCCCCGAUGCCGAGGCUACUUGGUUCACUGAUGGCAGCAGCUUUGUGCGGGACGGACACAGUAUUUACAGACACCUUCUCUGGCUGGGUGGAGGCAUACCCAACCAAGCAUGAAACGGCUCAGACGGUGGCUAAGAAGCUACUAGAAGACAUCUUACCCAGGUAUGGUUUUCCUGCCAUGGUAGGAUCAGACAGUGGACCAGCUUUUAUCUCGCAGGUAACAUAGGCAGUAGCCAAGGUGGUGGGGGCAAACUGGAAAUUACAUUGUGCUUAUAGGCUCCAGAGCUCAGGACAGGUAGAAAGAAUGAAUAGAACCCUAAAAGAGACCCUUACCAAAUUAACCAUGGAGACUGGUGGGGACUGGGUGACUCUCCUACCGUACGCCCUUUACCAGGUUAGAAGCACUCCUUACACUCUGGGUUUUACUCCCUACGAGAUCAUGUUUGGCAGGCCACCCCCUGUUAUUCCCAGCCUUUGAGCUGAACUUAUUGAUGAGUUUAAAGAUCAAGAACUUUUUCUUUCCUUGAGAGGGCUCCAGAGGGCGCAUGAGGACAUUUGGCCGUGUCUCUGUGCCAUCUGCAAGGCUGGCCCAACCCCGACACCUCAUCAGUACAGGCCGGGAGACUGGGUCUACAUCAAGAGGCACCACCGAGAGGCCCUCGAGUCGCGCUGGAAAGGACCCUACAUCGUGGUUCCGACAACCCCCACUGCUCUCAAAGUAGACAGCAUCGCGACCUGGGCCCAUCACACCCACGUUCGGCCAGCGGACCCCUCCUCGACCCGGAAGGACUUUGUCACGCAAUGAGCUGUCAAUCAGGACCAACACAACCCACUCAAGCUCACCCACCUAAUAUUGGUAACUCUGUUAACUCUGCAUGUCAUUGCUCAUGCUGCUGGGAGUCCCCACGCCCCCCAAAACAUCACCUCGCAGAUCACAGACACCAGGUCAGGGACAAUAUUUAAUCAGACCUCCCAGAGCCACCCCAGGGACACUUGGUUCCCAGAACUUUGCAUAAACCUCCAAACUCUGUUCCCCUUGUCACUAUAAAUGCAGCCGGUCCCAUGAUUGGGUCUGUAAGCUACAUGACAAGGGGGGAAUGAAAGGGCAGGCCUACACUGGCCCGACUCCAUCUUGUUCUGUGUCCUUCACCUAGACCACGCCUCCUCCCCUUGAGUAACCUCCCGCUCACCCGUUCAAACUUCCUGGUCAAAACACACCCAGCGACCUGCGUAACAGGACUCCGACCCUUCCCCAGCCAAUCAGCUGAGGC
Molecule: messenger RNA, 1940 nt
Organism: Neofelis nebulosa (Clouded leopard)
Lineage: Eukaryota; Metazoa; Chordata; Mammalia; Carnivora; Felidae
Exons: 2
Coding region: 61-783 (240 amino acids)
Source: RefSeq, a predicted model, not a curated record